UAGCUCAUGAAUAGCUCCAGCUGCACUCUUAAAGUUCUGGAACGCCGCCCGACAGCCGAGCCGAGCCUGACACCUCUGAUCUGAUCUGAUUUUUGUUUAACUGUUACUACCUAAUGAGAUGAUGUUGAGGAUGCUCCUGCUCGAGAAUUAGAGUGCGAAAUUGCAAAUGCGAGGAGCGAGUGUAUCACGAUUGAGCUUGAGUGUUAACGGUAGAUCAAAGCUGCUGCAGGGUAGGGAGCGAGGGCCCGCGUGUCUAGGAUAAGGAGGAUGUUAUUUCUUCAUUCAUAUACUCGAUGUGAUUGUCGAUCGGUUCUAGACAGCAUUGAGCGCGCUCGUCUCAUCUGCAUUUUGGUUUUCUAGCGAGCGGGAUUCAGGUACAGCAUGUCUGAAGUCCAGGCGGCAGGAGCCGUCGCUCCUCCAGCGGAGUUAUGCAUUGCAAGGUAUCGUGCUACUGGUACUAGUCGAAUCUGCAUGACAAUUUUUCUAAAAAGAGAGAAAGAUGAGAUCUGUCAUUCGGUAUCGGGCAAGAAGUAGACUAGAAGGCAGAUCUGACAUGCAUGAUUGCAACUGGUAUGAGUGCGAUACUUCUGCAGCAAUGGAUAGUAGGUCGAGCUGGCAGCUACCCUGGGUGCGCCGGCACAGAACGAGAUGACCGCGGUCGACACGGAGGCACAACGUAUUUGGUGUAGCGUUGUUGUACAAGAAUGGCAUGGCGUAGAUACUGGCUGCAUUAGCAUUUGGUAAAUUUAGGUGGCCAGUAUACGCUCCCUCAGACAUCGUCUGGAUGUGUUGCAGUGCUGCAGCCACGAUGAAUAUCCGCGCAAGUAGUGCGACUGCAGGUUCGCGAUUUGUUAGAGUGGCAGUGGUGCUAAAUCUAUAUCCAAAAAUAUGUGCAGCAGUACCGAUUAUUCAUUUUGCACUAUAUUUAUUACUGCCGUGACGCAAAGAACUGCAAUUACUUUACAACAGUAUCCCGACCCUCCCCGUGCCAGACUGACGAGGCAGAACCUGAUUUCAACAAGAUUGUUGAUCUCGAGGCCGGACCAAAUGAGGACGGGGUUGUAUCAAAUGCGGAAGUCCUGAAGGAGGGUGAGCACAUGGAGGACGAGAAGAAGGGCAAGCCGAAGUGGUGCUUGUUCUUCGCGUAUGAAUUGCAAAAAUGUCUGGGUCUGGAAGAUUGCAACUCGUCAUGGUAAAUCUGGAGCAUGCAAAAAUCUGUGUUGCAUGAGUCCCAAAACCGGUAUACUUUUGACCAAGUUGGAAGGGAGUUUCUCAUGCAGGAUAGGCAUGGCAGAGACCUCGCAGAGUCUGUCAUGCUAAGUCCCGGAUUCCAGACCUCGCGGGUCAUGGAAAAUCUGCAUGACAAGUCUACACUUUUUCAGACCCAGACAUUUUUGCAUUUGGUGUCGCGUUCUUGUUCGGCACCCUUGGGUUGGCGGUCACGGCGCUUUCCUGCGCGGUCUACAUCUAUUACAGUGAAAAGUGCCCCCCACCCCUGAAAUUGCAAAAAUUUGUGAUGCGAAGUUUCCAAAUGAAAACUUUUUGGCAUGCAUGAAAGGAGUAUGAAUCUUUCUGAUGCAGAGUCUCGGCGUGUAUCGCAUCGCUUGCAUGACAGGCGCCGCUCUUGCUGGGGUCUUUUGCAAUACAAAUUUUUGCUAUUCGCGAUGGAUGGAUUGGAAACCUGUGAUGCUGAUAGAUGCAAGAGGGCGAAAGAGUGUUUCAUUUGGAAAGGUUUGCAAUGCAAAUGCUCCCAAGUUCGGGGGUGCGGGCAUUUUUCAUUGUAAUAACAUCGUGUUGCUACCCAUCCAGUGCUGCUGCCCCGGUGGAGGUACGAAUUGUAGAACUACUGUGCUAGUUUUUGUCCAUUUGAGCGCAUAGAUAUGUAAAUCAUGGAAAGAAAAAAUAAAUGCAUGCGAUUUUUCUAGUUUCAAUCCAUAUCCUUAUCCAUCCAUAUUAUGAAUCUUCGUUUCGCUUGGGAAAUUGGAAUCGCAUACGAUAUGUACUUGCACAAUAAACAUACGUACAGAGCACACGAAAAUCAUCGACAAGACUUUGGCGUGGGUCGCAUAUGUGCCCUGGACUAUCGCGAAGUGCUUUUGGUAAAAAUUCGUGAUCCGCGGCUAGAAGAACCCAGCCUACAACUGACAUUAUCACCACAUUUUUUGAGUCAACCUGUCGAACUUCUUUACCUCAAAAGAGUAACUACGGGCUUUUCAAUUAGUGACGCUAGUUCAAGUAGCGUCCUUCGUCGGCACACCGCCUUCAGAAAUGUAGCACUAGUAGCGACCAACUACUAGCACUACCACUGCAAUCAAGCGCUGUACUAGAACACCAAUCUUCAGCGAGGCUUUGUUAGCGGCGCUUUCUUCACCCGUGCAAACCUGAAAUUCAUCUUUUCACUGCCACUCCACGAUGGACGUAAUUUCGUGGCGAAGACAAGUAGAAAAAAAGAACUCAGACCCAAAGUUGAAGGAGAAGAUGAAGCAGAGGUUGCAAUAAGGAACACGCACCGCUGCCGACACGAAGACAUCGCAGGUUGACCCUGUAAGGCCACUGUCCCUAGUAUCAAGCGGAGGCAGAUCGGGUUGCGUUGUUGUAUACCCCGUAAACGAGGCUACUUUUUAUGAUGGUUUUAUUUCCUGCUCCUGCUGCUUGGCAUCUCGUCGAUGAGGAUGAUCUCCAGGAAAACCGGAACGAGGUACGG
Amoebophrya sp. A120 is the source of this 2704-nucleotide messenger RNA. The record is from the annotation of a GenBank genome assembly. NCBI's taxonomy places the organism in Eukaryota, Dinophyceae, Syndiniales, Amoebophryaceae.